Messenger RNA from Lizanozyma spartinae, 984 nucleotides. RefSeq names its product ribosome biogenesis protein TSR3 (gene TSR3). Bases 1 to 984 code for a protein of 327 amino acids. The transcript has a single exon. Gene Ontology annotation, molecular function: rRNA small subunit aminocarboxypropyltransferase activity. Lineage: Eukaryota; Fungi; Ascomycota; Pichiomycetes; Serinales; Debaryomycetaceae. Gene Ontology annotation, biological process: maturation of SSU-rRNA. The record is from RefSeq and is a predicted model, not a curated record.
AUGGCUAAAGGGAAAAACAAGCCGACAGAGGAAAGGUCUAGUGCCAGCAGAACUUCUAAUGGGCACAAGUCUAAACAACAUCAUACAAGAAAGGCUCGACAAGAAGCUGGAGCUUCUAAACCUGUGAGUGGUAAAUCCGCUUCAUUCCCUGCCAAAUUAGCCAUGUGGGACUUUGAUCAUUGUGAUCCCAAGCGGUGUAGUGGGAAGAAGCUUGAGAGACUUGGACUCAUCAAGAACUUACGUAUAGGACAAAAGUUUCAAGGGAUUGUUGUUUCACCUAAUGGAAAAGGUGUAGUAUGUCCUAAUGAUUUGGAGAUUGUGGAGACCAAUGGAGCAGCGGUGGUUGAAUGUUCUUGGGCAAGAUUGGAUGAAGUUCCAUUCAAUAAGAUUGGUGGGAAACAUGAGAGACUUUUACCAUAUUUGGUGGCUGCUAAUCCUGUUAAUUAUGGUCGUCCAUGGAGAUUAAAUUGUGUUGAAGCUUUAGCGGCAUGUUUUGCUAUAGUGGGACAUAUGGAUUGGGCAGAAAUGUUAAUGGAUAAUUUCAGUUGGGGUUCGGCUUUCAUUGACAUUAACAGGGAUUUGUUUGAAGUGUAUCAAGCUUGUACUGAUUCAGAAAGUGUUACGAAGGCCCAAGAGGCAUGGUUAGACAAAUUAGAUGAAGAGAAGAAGAAGAGGAAAGAGAGGAAGGAUGAUGAUGAUAUUUGGGCUAAGGGCAAUGUCAACCGAGGUUCAGAUGACGAAGAUGACGAUGAAGAUGAACAAGAUGGUGAUGAACUGGAAGAAGAAGAAUACAACGAAGAAGAAUAUGAAUAUGAAUACGAUAAUUUGGGUAACAUAAUACUGAAAGCAGACAAUAGCAAAGACCAAUACUCAGGUAGUGAUAAAGAAAGUAUAGAAUAUGACGCUUUAGGUAACAUCAUAGAGAAACCUAGUGAUGAAAAGUUUGACUCCUUAGGGAACAGAAUUGAAAAGUUACAUGUUUAG